AUGAAGCAGUUGGUUAGUAAUCAAGCUGAAACAAACACUAGCAUACAAAUGAUCAGGGAUGACACCAAGGCUUUGAGUGAGAGGUUGGAUCAGAUAAACGGGAAGGUGGAGAUCAACAUUAAAAAUCAGUGUGUUAACUUCAAGGAUCUCGAAAGUAGGAUGGCAGCUCUUCCUAGGCCCACGGGGACUUUUCCUAGCAACACACAGCAUAAUCCUAGACCUCAGUUCAAUGUGCAGGAUGAAGGGAACGAUGAUGCUAUUGUUGAUGAAGAGAUAGAGAUGGAGGAAGAUACGACCGUGAAGACUCCGAUCACUCCUCCAAAACCGGUUGUGGUUGCUGAGGUUAAACCUUACAAGCCAAUGAUACCAUUUCCUCAGAGGUUGAAGAAAACAAAGUUGAAGGAGCAAUAUAACAAGUUUGUGGCUUCCUUUCUUAAUGCCGAGUGUUCUGCUAUCUUGCAGAACCGUAUUCCACCAAAGCUUAAAGACCCAGGGAGCUUCCUUAUCACUUGCUCUAUUAGAACUCUUACUUGUAAAGCCCUAGCUGAUUUAGGGGCUAGUAUCAAUUUGAUGCCUUACUCGGUUUAUACCAAGAUGGCCUUGGGAGUCCUUCGCCCUACUCGCAUGAGUAUUAGACUUGCUGACCAUUCGUUUCAGUAUCCCAUUGGGAUUGCUGAGAACAUGACUGUCCGAGUAGGCCAUAUUGUUUUUCUAGUUGACUUCGUUAUCCUCGAGAUGGAGGAAGAUACGAAGGUCCCUCUUAUUCUUGGACGCCCAUUUCUUAAAUAUCGCGGAUGCGAUCAUCCGUGUGAAAGACAAGGAAAUCUCUUUGGGCGUGGGAACUUAUAG
Messenger RNA from Erigeron canadensis, 849 nucleotides. RefSeq lists its product as uncharacterized. The record is from RefSeq and is a predicted model, not a curated record. The coding region runs from base 1 to 849 and encodes 282 amino acids. Lineage: Eukaryota; Viridiplantae; Streptophyta; Magnoliopsida; Asterales; Asteraceae. The transcript is spliced from 3 exons.